Molecule: messenger RNA, 2888 nt
Organism: Tarenaya hassleriana
Lineage: Eukaryota; Viridiplantae; Streptophyta; Magnoliopsida; Brassicales; Cleomaceae
Product: phosphatidylinositol 4-phosphate 5-kinase 7
Exons: 10
Coding region: 309-2642 (777 amino acids)
Biological process (GO): phosphatidylinositol metabolic process
Molecular function (GO): ATP binding; 1-phosphatidylinositol-4-phosphate 5-kinase activity
Source: RefSeq, a predicted model, not a curated record
UCGAGAAUUCGGAGGAAAAAAAAACAUUUCUGAAAGGAACUUCGUGCAUGGGCAACAACGAACAUGUGCGCAAGAAGAAUUUCCCAGCAACAAAAGCUGUCUCCUUCAUCGUCCCACUGCUAAUUUCCGCUUUUCCUCAAUCUAGGGUUCUUCUUUUUCGGUCCCCUUUUCCCUGCUUGUGUUUUUCUUCCUCAAUAUCUUGCUUUUCCGUUUCCUCGGCAGAUUCCAAGUGGAAAAUUGGUUGAACUUGGUAAUGCAUCACAAAUAAGGCCAAUGAAAACUACGUGGAAAAUCACCUUACUUUCUAGAUGCUGAUCGAGAUGGAGACAAGAAGGUUUGGCGAGAAAGAAUUCCCAAACGGCGAUUUCUAUUCUGGUGAAUUUAAAGGAGAACUUCCUCACGGGAGGGGAAGUUAUGUGUGGACAGAUGGAACUAUAUACGAGGGUGUUUGGGAAGAAGGAAAAAUUUCUGGGAAAGGAAAACUUACAUGGUCAGCGGGGGCGAAAUAUGAGGGAGAUUUCUCUGGAGGCUACCUUCAUGGUUUCGGCACUUUAACUUCGCCUGAUGGAUCUGUCUAUAGUGGAUCCUGGAGAAUGAAUGUACGGCAUGGGUUAGGAAGGAAGGAAUAUUCUAACUCAGAUAUAUACAAUGGCUCGUGGAAAGAAGGAUUACAAGACGGAAGUGGUAGUUAUUCUUGGAACAAUGGGAAUAGGUACAUAGGAAAUUGGAAAAAGGGUAAAAUGUAUGGAAGAGGGGUCAUGAGGUGGGCAAAUGGUGAUCUUUUUGACGGUUUUUGGGUGAAUGGGUCUAGGCAUGGCUCCGGGGUUUAUAAGUUUGCUGAUGGAGGUCUCUAUUUUGGAACCUGGACACGUGGGCUAAAGGACGGAAAAGGAAUCUUUUAUCCUGCCGGAAGUAAGCAUCCUUCUCUAAAGAAGUGGUGUCAGUCUUUUGGUUAUGAUGACACCGGGAAUUUUCUCCUUUCUCGUAGUUCUUCAAUAAACGUUGAAGAAGUAAGGCAUUCAAAAACUAUCACACGAAGUCUUUCUGAAAACCCCCCUAUAAAUGGAACGAUGAGGAAUUCGCAUAGAAGACUAUCAGAUAGGUUUCUGGAUGAAAAUUGGAGCCUUUGUGAUCCAACUAGAGAUUUUGUAUGUCAUGGCCCCUCAAACAAGUCCAUACAUACUUCUGACUCUGGUCAAAGUGAGGGGCAAGAUAAGAACCGUAUAGUUUACGAGAGGGAGUACAUGCAAGGAGUUUUGAUUAGAGAACGUGUCAUAAGUUCUGAUAACAUGUCACAUAAGGCCAACCCUCCGAGCCAUCAGAAAGAAAUUGGGACUAGCACCUGUAUGGCCUUUUUGGGGGGCAAACAGAGUUAUUAUCUCAUGCUUAAUCUCCAACUUGGUAUCAGGUAUACUGUUGGCAAAAUCACUCCUGUACCUAGGCGGGAAGUCCGUGCUUCUGACUUUGGUGACAGAGCCAGAAUCAGGAUGUUCUUCCCUAGAGAAGGUUCCCAGUUUACACCUCCACACAAAUCUAUUGAUUUCUAUUGGAAGGAUUACUGUCCCAUGGUUUUCAGGAAUUUGAGGGAGAUGUUCAAGUUAGAUGCUGCAGAGUACAUGAUGUCCAUUUGUGGUGAUGAUGGCUUGAGGGAAAUUUCUUCCCCAGGGAAAAGCGGAAGUAUCUUCUAUCUUUCUCACGACGAUAGAUUUGUGAUAAAGACGUUAAAAAAAUCUGAAUUGAAGGUUCUACUCAGGAUGCUGCCUAAGUAUUAUGAUCAUGUAGGGGACCAUGAAAACACACUUAUAACAAAAUUUUUUGGAGUUCACAGAAUAAAACUCAAGUGGGGCAAAAAGGUACGCUUUGUGGUCAUGGGGAAUAUGUUUUGCACAGAAUUGAAGAUUCAUCGUCGUUAUGACCUUAAGGGCUCAACUCAAGGGAGAUUUACAGAUAAGAGCAAAAUCGAAGAAAAGACAACCUUGAAAGAUCUUGAUCUUGCUUAUGAAUUUCAUAUGGACAAGCUUCUAAGGGAGGCCCUCUUCAAGCAAAUUUAUUUGGAUUGCUCGUUCUUGGAAUCUCUGCAAAUCAUUGAUUACAGCCUUCUACUGGGAUUACAUUUUAGGGCUCCCGAGCAGCUCAAUGAUAUCCUGGAGCCUCCUAAUUCAUUGUCGGAUCAAGAUAGCAUUGCUUCAGUGGAUGCGGGUUCGUCUCAAGAACUCUCCAUUCCUCCGAAAGGACUGCUACUAGUUACACAUGAACCUAGUUCAGUGAAUACUGCUCCCGGUCCUCACAUCAGGGGAAGCACACUCCGAGCAUUUUCCGUCGGAGAAAGAGAGGUUGAUCUUAUCUUGCCUGGAACCGCACGGCUGCGAGUACAGCUUGGAGUAAACAUGCCGGCACAAGCUCACCACAAGCUUCUUCAGGACAACGAGGAAACGGCGAGGAUAGAGCUGUUUGAAGUAUACGAUGUGGUAAUAUACAUGGGAAUCAUAGAUAUUCUUCAAGAAUACAACAUGAAGAAGAAAGUGGAACAUACUUGCAAAUCUCUGCAGUAUGAUCCAAUGACCAUAUCCGCCAUUGAACCCGAGCUUUACUCCAAACGCUUCAUUGAUUUCCUCGUGAAGGUAUUCCCGGAAGAAGCUUAGUAGCACAGCACCAUCACCAAAAAACCUUCAAAUCUCUUUUUUUUUUCUUUGGUCAUAAAUGUAAUGAUGGAUUAGCUAGUCUUUUUUUUUUUUUUAAAGUUUAUAGUAACCAUCAAAAAAUAUUUUUAUUUUGGUUAAGUUUCACGUUUAUGAGCCUUCUUGUUCUUCUAGCUUUAACUUAAAAGAGCUGCUGCAACAUUCAUGCUCCUGUACUUGUCUCAACACGUUUCCUUAGACCUUUUUAUA